Messenger RNA from Thelazia callipaeda (thelaziosis nematode), 969 nucleotides. Lineage: Eukaryota; Metazoa; Nematoda; Chromadorea; Rhabditida; Thelaziidae. The record is from the annotation of a GenBank genome assembly.
AUGAGUAAGCAGAACCCUUCAAUUGAUUAUGAAGAUUUGGAGUCUGAAUUCGAUCAUGCAGAUGAAACAGAAACUGCCAUCGAUGCCGCUGCAGAAAGAAAACGUCGACUUGAGCGUGGUGAUGAGCUGUGGAAGAAACCACAUCUUGAAAAAGUCGCUUCUAAUCGAGGCAAAGCGAGAAAUUUAUUUGACGAUGAACAUUCUCGCGUUGAAAAACAUAAGCGUCGUUUGAUGACCUUAGAUGUCUAUUCACGGCACAAAGAGCUCAUAAAUCAAUAUUAUUUGUUCUAUCCAGGGGCUACAUCAAUACUGCAAAGAGACACAUCAAGAGAUCGAACUGAUUAUGAUGUUCUGAAAAGUAACCACAGAUUUCUUUGGAAUGAUGAAGAGUUAGCAAAAGCAGCUGAAAAAUCUUGGGAAGCUCGCUUAGCUAAACGUUAUUACGACAAACUUUUCAAAGAAUAUUGCAUCGCCGAUCUUUCUCACUACAAAAAAAACAAGUACCCAUUAAAAAUAGCCAUGAGAUGGCGAAUUGAAAAAGAAGUCAAAUCAGGAAAGGGUCAGUUCGAGUGUGGGAAUAAAAAGUGCAUGGAGAAAGAAAACCUCACUAGUUGGGAAAACAAUUUGAAGAAAAAUGCGCUUGUCAAGUUACGUCUUUGUCCUAAUUGUUCAAGUAUGCUUAAUUACCAUUCUCAGAAGAAAAAACUGGAAAAGAAAUCCAAGUAUAGACCUAAAAGAUUGUGUCAAAAGAAGAGACAAGAAGAAACUAAAUCUCCAGAGGAAAAAACUCUUUUACAAAUGGAGGGUCCUGUGCCUACUGAGGAGCAUUGUGAAGAAAACAAAAAAGAGGAUCCUGAAGUAUUGAGCAAGAAUUUAAUAGAAAUCUGGAAAAAACCUGCUGAAGAACAUAAUUCUGAAAAAGCUGAUGAGCAAGAGCUGGAUGCUUUUUUGGACGAUAUGUUACUGUAA